Messenger RNA from Necator americanus (New World hookworm), 591 nucleotides. RefSeq lists its product as uncharacterized. The record is from RefSeq and is a predicted model, not a curated record. Bases 1 to 591 code for a protein of 196 amino acids. NCBI's taxonomy places the organism in Eukaryota, Metazoa, Nematoda, Chromadorea, Rhabditida, Ancylostomatidae. The transcript is spliced from 3 exons.
AUGGUUGUUGGACCAUUUAACUAUGUGACUCCCCCAGAAGUCCAUAAUGGACUGGUUUUGGAAGUAUAUGAACUUCCAGUUAUUGGAAAACACUUGAUACAUGAAGCUUCAAGACACAUUUCUCCAAGAGGAACCGAGGAGUACGUCCUCAACCGAGAAUCGACAUGGCUGGCCUUAGAGACGAAGAACACACAACGAAAUUCCGUCAGCGUGCAUCUGAGAAACGCUUCCGAUUCUAAAGCCGAGGAAGAAGUUUGCCUCCGCAUCUGCGAUUUCUGCCAAUUUCAACCAAGAAAGCCUCUGAGAAGGAAGUUACGUCGUCAACUACAACAAGACCGUGAAGACGAAUGGAAAUCAGGAGUGAAAAAGUUUGAAAAAGCGUGGGAGGAGAAGAACCCUCAGAAAGCCUAUCCUUCACGGAAACAGUAUAGCGGCAAGAUCAAAAGGUGUUCUCCAGCGCUCAAAACUGACAAUGAACCCGCUAUCGAUGAAACAACCCUACCAAUGUGCAUGAACCAUUUUAACGUCUUUCUGAACCAGCAACUUGACCACGUCCACGGCCAACGUCCGCGGCCAACGAGGAACUACUGA